AUGGCCAGUCCUUCCACGAGCUUGUGCAACGAAGGGCCUUCAUCGUUGGCCGACGAUGUGUCCCCCGAGAGUAGAAAGAUAGUGACCAAUCCUCGCUCUGCUCGGGCCGAACGGUCUAGGCGAAGGAGCACCAGUGCAAGGGGUGACCCAUUCAGCAAUGCAAAGCCCCACGAGGAGGGCCUCAAGUCUCCAGAACCUGGAGCACGGUCGAUGGAUUUCAACUUGAAAGAGAAAGCGGCUUCAGCCAGGUUUAGUAACAUGAAUCCACGAGCUCAGAUGGAAGAUAUGGGGAAGAGAGGAAUGGAAGUUGGAUGGGCAUCUCCCGCUCCUAUGAUGAAAGCCACCGCGCCUAACCACACUAGUACGCUUGGUGCCAGCAACAAUCGAAGCGGCAGUCCUGCUCAUCAGAGGCACCCUGGCAACGCUUGCGGAGGAGGGAGCUGGAAAGGUUGA
This is a messenger RNA of Seminavis robusta, 453 nucleotides long. Lineage: Eukaryota; Bacillariophyta; Bacillariophyceae; Naviculales; Naviculaceae. The record is from the annotation of a GenBank genome assembly.